Messenger RNA from Prunus mume (Japanese apricot), 2399 nucleotides. RefSeq lists its product as uncharacterized. Gene Ontology annotation, molecular function: mRNA binding. The record is from RefSeq and is a predicted model, not a curated record. Gene Ontology annotation, biological process: regulation of translation. Lineage: Eukaryota; Viridiplantae; Streptophyta; Magnoliopsida; Rosales; Rosaceae.
UUAUCAGAUCGGAGUGAAGCAACAUUUUUCAUUACCAAAUCUCCACGCUUUAAUUUUCUUUUCGAUUAAAUAUUGCUUGGGCAUUUCUCGCUGCACAUUUCUUACAAAUUUCAAAUCAGAAAAAACCUCGAAAAGUAAAAAAAAAGAGAAAAAAGAAGAAGGUGAAAAUCUUCAUCUUCCAAUUUACAGAGAGCUAUAUAUAUAUAUACAUAUAUAUAUAUUCCUCACCAGACCUCCCAACACCUUAUCUUUCUCUCUCUAUAGCGUCUGUUUCUCUCUCUACCAAAUACAUUUUUUAAUCUCUUACCCAUCUGUUUGGUAACUGAAUUUGCAUUUGGUAAUCAAACAUCACCAUUGAAAGAACAAAUACAAAGGUUGGAGGGGGCUUUUAUAGAGAGGAGGUUGAACAUGCCCUCUGUUCUUAUUCUUUGAGUGCCUCCUCUCAGAUCUUAGUUUCCUUCAAGGUUUGGCAUCUGGGUUUUCAUCAAUCGGUGGGUAUGGUGCGCUUAAUUCUGGGUUCAGUUUUUGAUCGGUGAAGGAUCGGAUGUUUCUAAAUUGAAUCCAGUAAUACUUGCUUUUGAAUCGGAUUACAAUCUGCGUGUUUGCAAUAUUUCAUAUAAGAGAAAAUGCAAUCCGAUAGUGGUAAGUUAUUUAUUGGCGGCAUAUCUUGGGACACAAAUGAAGAGCGCCUGAAAGAGUAUUUCAGUACUUUUGGAGAGGUGGUAGAAGCAGUGAUCAUGAAGGAUCGGACCACAGGCCGUGCUCGUGGUUUCGGUUUUGUAGUUUUUGCUGACCCAGCAGUGGCAGACAGCGUCAUAAUGGAGAAGCACAACAUCGAUGGAAGGAUGGUUGAGGCCAAAAAGGCUGUUCCCAGGGAUGACCAGAACAUUUUGGGUAGAAGCAGUGGCAGCAUCCAUGGUUCUCCAGGUCCAGGCCGCACAAGAAAGAUUUUUGUUGGAGGUUUGGCAUCCACUGUCACAGAGAGUGACUUCAAGAAGUACUUUGAACAGUUUGGGACAAUCACUGAUGUUGUGGUGAUGUAUGAUCACAACACCCAGAGGCCGAGAGGCUUUGGGUUCAUCACUUAUGAUUCAGAGGAGGCAGUGGACAAGGUUUUGCUUAAGACAUUUCAUGAACUGAAUGGGAAGAUGGUUGAAGUCAAGCGUGCAGUUCCUAAAGAGUUAUCACCUGGUCCCAGUCGCAGCCCUAUUGGAGGAUACAACUAUGGUCUGAGUAGAGUCAAUAGCUUCCUUAAUGGCUACACUCAGGGAUAUACUCCAAAUACAGUUGGAGGCUAUGGGCUUGGUAGGUUCAGUCCAGUUGCUGGUGGUCGAAGUGGAUUUCCUCCAUUUAAUUCUGGUUAUGGAAUGGGUAUGAAUUAUGAGCCAGGGUUGAACCCAGGUUUUGGAGGAAAUACAAACUUUAAUAGUAAUAUCAGCUACCCACGGGGAGUGAGUCCUUAUUAUAUCAAUAAUUCAAAUAGAUUUAGCAGUCCCGUUGGGUAUGAUGGUGGUAAUGGAGGAAACACAUCAUCUUUUUUUAGCUCGGUGACUCGGAACUUGUGGGGCAAUGGGGGGCUUAAUUAUGGAACAAAUUCUCAAAGUUCCAGUGCUUACAUGGGAUCAGGAAGUGGGACCAUUGGAGGAAGUACGUUUGGCAAUACUGGAGUUAAUUGGCGUUCUUCAGCAAUUUCAGCUCAAGGUGGAGGAAAUAAUGUUUCUAACAAUAGUGGGAAUCUUGGUUAUGGAGUUGGUGAUAACAGUUAUGGUUUGGGAACCGGAGGUUAUGGAAGAAACAGUGGUACAAGUGUGGCCCCUUCAUCUUCAUUUGCUGCGUCAAAUGGUGGUUUCGAUGGGUCCUUCUCUGACUUUUACAAUGGUAAUUCUGUUUAUGGAGAUCCUACUUGGCGAUCAUCGAAUUCCGAGCGAGAAGGGUCUGUUCCCUUUGGUUAUGGUCUUGGCGGUGCAACUUCUGAUGUUUCAGCUAAAAGUUCGCCUGGUUAUGUUGGUGGUUAUAGUGUUAAUAAGAGACAGUCAAACACAGGAAUUGCUGCCUAGGAUCUUCGUUUCUGAUAUCACGGCACUGUAGGUGAAAGAUAGUCUGGUGAAGCAGGUGAAUUGUGAAUUUUGCACACCGCCCUCAUUUAUAUAUCUCAGUAAAAGAAAUAUGGUUAGUAAGAAGAGCUAACUGGCUGGAGUGCCUGUUUCAAGAAUUAAGAUUAGAGGUAGAAGUUAAAAUGGAUUUUGUGUUAAUGCUUGAGUUUUGAGUUACCCAUUUUAGGUUUUUAUAUUUUGGUCUUUGAGUGAGAUGUAAAAUCAGAUUGCGGGAUAUAGUCAGAAGUGUAUCAUGCAUCUCCGGUGAGGCGGCGAAACCCAAAAGGCAAAAAAAAAAAAAAAAAA